This is a messenger RNA of Nezara viridula (southern green stink bug), 660 nucleotides long. Lineage: Eukaryota; Metazoa; Arthropoda; Insecta; Hemiptera; Pentatomidae. The record is from the annotation of a GenBank genome assembly.
ACGAAGUUAAGUCGAGCAUCAUCUGUGCACGGGCCAUCGCACCCGGGGGAAAGUUCUAUCGCUGAUAACAAGUUGAUAAUUAAUUCUUUGACCGGGAGGGGGGGGGGGAGGCGACGUAUUUUCGACCGCGAAAUUCCUGCCAAAAGAAUUUCGCCGCCGGAGCCGGUCUGUAUUAAGCGAUCCUGGCAUCUAGAUAAAGAUAAUAAAUUGGCCGCCCCUGAUUGGAUCUGCCUCGGACAAAACCGACGGGAGAGGGAGGAGGGACAAAAAAAAAAAACUGUUUACAGUAGCUGGAAAUUGGAAGACAGAGACAAGUUCACAUGUGCCCCGUUACAGAGGAGAGGCGGAGUGUUUGGACAGGCCCAGCGGCCACCCAGAACGGUCCAGUCUCCCUUAAGAAUCGCUCCUCUUUAUCCUUCAAUUGAAAUCGAUUUUGUACCAGUAUGGAAAGCAGUGAGAACACCUUUGAUAAUACUGGUUGCACAGAGGGAGGUGUGGGGGGAGGGGAGGGGCGGCACGACAUAUGGGGACGAAGCCGAGAGUAGAGCUUCGAACGGCGGAGCUAACUUGGUGGUGCGGUUCCCCCUACCUGGCCUCACCGCACUCCAAACUGUCAACUACACGGUCAGCUCCGUGCUCUCUCGGCGGAUAACUAUUUAA